CAUGCUGCUAAUAAAUUUUUAAAAAUUUCAUGCUUCUUCUCUGUAGUUGAUGACCUGUACACUUACGUGACUUUAGAGUCAAAGUUAGUCACUACAUGCUGGUGAUAUUGAUACGUGGAGAUCUGUAAUUCUUGUCUUUUAUCUUCUUGAUUCAUUUUUUGGCCUAACAUAUUUAUUUUUAAAAGGUGGUUUCAAAUCCAAUCAAGCGUGGACAUAUACCUGCUUUUUCUUAGUAAUGGGUGGUCCAUUUUCCUACCUGUCUCUUUCUUUCCAUCUUUUGUUCCUUUUUCAUACAACCUAGUAUAAAGUUCAGUGUCAGUGGCUCAUGCAGCUCUCUAGGGGUAUUUGCGUUUGAUUCUCUCUUUUCUUUAAGCAGUAAACAAAGCAUGCAUAGUCAGUAAUAAGAGACAACGACUGCGAAUAAUGUAAUUUUUAUUGGUGGAAACACAUGCACCAUGCACCAACAACUGAUAAGAUAUCAACUAACUUUAUCAUCUUCCUCAUCUGUAUUAGUAUUUAAGUUGCAAUAUGAGUGUUAUGGAUACUAUCCUUCUAUCAGAAUUUACGCAAGAAAUACCAAUGGGAACUUUUCUUGGUCAUCUAUUGCCUGGGUUAGCCCUUGCUUCUCUUGGUCUGUGGCACAUUACAAACAUCCUGAGGGUUUACUUUCUGAAAGGCUCUGGCCAGUUCAUGUUAAGGCUUUGGUACCCAUUGAGAUGUCCACUUCGGAUGCUAGAGCACCUCGAGCUCAUACUUAUCCUGCUUUUUUCUUUAUUUGCAAUUCUGAUCCAGAUAGUAGACAUUCAACACCCUCACUUCUUCUUCGAGCUUGACAACGUUGAGCAUGCCACCAUGUUCUUCCAGCUAGUUAUGUUCACAAGUUUCACACUUUUUGCUGAGUUGAGUCAUUUAUCGGAAACUAUGUUAGGGGUCUCCUGCAUCCUAGUCGCCUCGAUUUUUGGGCAGGAGCUUUUCUUACUUCAUUACCAUUCCACCGAUCACGUUGGGCUUGAAGGCCAUUACCAUUGGCUGAUGCAGCUCAUAGUUUGUGUUUCGUUUCUGGCAGCUUUGUAUGCAACUGCUUCCCCGUCCAGCUUUCCUGCAGCGCUAAUUCUUUCGACAUCAGUCGUCUUCCAAGGAUGUUGGUUCAUAAACAUGGGGUUCAUGCUAUGGGUUCCUGAUUUUGUGGUGCGAGGAUGUACAACACAGGCGAUGAUUCAUAGCGAUGGCAUGAUGCACGGAGCAGUUGUGUGUGAGACGAAGGAGGCUGAGUCCAGGGCGAGAGCGUUGGCCAACCUGCAGUUCUGCUGGAUUCUCUCUUCAAUUUUGGUAUUUAUAGCAUGGAGCUGCGUAGCUUUUGGCAGAAAGGUAACGCAGAGGAGGCAGUCGCUUGAUUAUGAGGCGCUUUCGAGUCCAGGCGCACAUGACCCUCAUGUCACUGUUGGACUCAAACAGAUUCAACUCUGAGUUUUAUGUUUAGCUAAAACAAGUCAUCAAUCCAUUAGGAUGGUGGUAUUUUUAUUUUUAUAUGCUAGUGCAACAUCUAGCAGUGUUGUAGAAGAUGAUGUAUCACUAAAUAAAAUGUAUUAGGUGAUCAUUUUCGCUGAUUUGGCUAUGAUACGAAGGAAAAUGGAGUAUGUAUACAUAUACAUAUGAAUUUAUGCUCAAAUUACAAAUGAUGUUGCUUAGCCCUUGA
This is a messenger RNA of Salvia splendens (bonfire salvia), 1696 nucleotides long. Its product is annotated as transmembrane protein 45A. The record is from RefSeq and is a predicted model, not a curated record. The coding region runs from base 529 to 1467 and encodes 312 amino acids. The transcript has a single exon. NCBI's taxonomy places the organism in Eukaryota, Viridiplantae, Streptophyta, Magnoliopsida, Lamiales, Lamiaceae.